CCACGAAUAUGAGAGCUCAAUGUAGCCACUAGACGACAUCACAUAUCCUACUCUUUCUCUCUCUAAUUUCUCGCUCUAAAAAUAAUGGAGUCCCGAGUACUCUCCGGCGCCAACACCAUCUCCGGCAUUCCCCGGAUUAGAAAGCCCACAAGGCUCAGUACCGCUUACUUCGCCGCCUCUAGACCCAUCAAAGCCGUCGGUGAUGGCGCGAACGUCACAUGGGGAAGGCAGCUCCGGCCAGCUACACUCAUCCAGAACUCUCCAGCGACGAAGCGCGAGAUUCUAAGACCCGUCCUCGCCGCCGCGUCGUCGCCGUCCGAGGGCAGUGCCAGUGAUUCCACCGGGGACGGUAAGGUAGCUCCGAUUGGGUUUUUAGAGAAGUACCCGGCUCUUGUCACCGGUUUUUUCUUCUUCAUGUGGUACUUUCUUAACGUCAUCUUUAACAUCAUCAACAAGAAGAUAUACAAUUACUUCCCUUACCCCUAUUUUGUAUCAGUUGUUCAUUUGUUUGUUGGGGUGGUGUAUUGUUUGGUGAGCUGGGCCGUGGGCCUUCCGAAGCGCGCUCCUAUUGACUCAAACAUUCUAAAGCUGCUCAUCCCUGUCGCUGUGUGCCACGCAUUAGGCCACGUGACCAGUAAUGUCUCAUUUGCCGCAGUUGCAGUCUCAUUUACCCACACAAUCAAAGCCCUCGAGCCUUUCUUCAAUGCUGCUGCUUCCCAAUUCAUACUUGGUCAACAAAUACCCUUGACUUUGUGGCUAUCACUAGCUCCAGUUGUCCUUGGUGUGUCAAUGGCAUCACUGACUGAGCUGUCUUUCAACUGGACGGGUUUCAUCAGUGCUAUGAUUUCCAACAUCUCCUUCACUUACAGGAGCAUAUAUUCAAAGAAAGCGAUGACUGAUAUGGAUAGCACUAAUUUGUAUGCCUACAUUUCCAUUAUAGCCCUCUUUGUCUGUAUUCCACCUGCCCUCAUUUUUGAGGGACCUCAACUUAUGAAGCAUGGAUUUAGUGAUGCAAUUUCUAAAGUGGGUCUAACAAAGUUCGUCUCAGAUCUCUUUUGGGUGGGAAUGUUCUACCACCUAUAUAAUCAGUUAGCAACCAACACCCUUGAGAGAGUGGCACCUCUUACACAUGCAGUUGGCAAUGUGUUGAAACGUGUGUUUGUGAUUGGCUUCUCAAUCAUUGUCUUCGGUAACAAGAUAUCAACACAAACAGGCAUAGGAACAAGCAUUGCAAUUGCUGGAGUGGCUAUUUACUCCUUCAUCAAGGCCAAGAUAGAAGAAGAGAAAAGACAAAUGAAAGCAGCGUGACGGGAAAACAUCGCAAGGAUGUGGAAGGCAUGCUGUAGAUUUUGUUUUCAAUGUCGGAAAUGACCAAUUGAGUAUUUCUCUAUCAUUUGUUUAAUCAUUCUUCAAUCAGUUUUAUUCGAUUUAGAGUACAAGCAAUUGCUUAUUUGCAGUCACGAAUCAACUCAUAUUUAUCGGAAUAAUGUGUCAAGUACUGGGAAAAGACUCGAAUAAUGUAUCACUCCUGUCUAUUGUGACCAACUUUUAUGAUCACAAACUCUGAACUCUGAAGGGAGUGCACAGGAUUUGUGAGGAUAAACUCUGUGAAUGGUAUAUUUAUUCUGGGACA
Cornus florida is the source of this 1633-nucleotide messenger RNA. Its product is annotated as triose phosphate/phosphate translocator, chloroplastic-like. Gene Ontology annotation, cellular component: membrane; Golgi apparatus. Gene Ontology annotation, molecular function: antiporter activity. The record is from RefSeq and is a predicted model, not a curated record. Bases 85 to 1308 code for a protein of 407 amino acids. The transcript is spliced from 12 exons. Gene Ontology annotation, biological process: transmembrane transport. Lineage: Eukaryota; Viridiplantae; Streptophyta; Magnoliopsida; Cornales; Cornaceae.